CUUCUCUCUCUCAUCCUCACCUGUUCUUCUCUCUUCUUGAUCUUCUCGGUAGGAUCAAGUAGCUGGUGUUCCAUCGGCUACAAUUCCAUCCUUUUCCAACUGCCCUGAGCUGUACCAUCCAGACCGCAAGGUCCUUGCCAUCCUUCUCUCCUCAAUCCAUCAAGGACUCAACCCAAGCUCUUUGAUACGUAAACCAAGAUCAUCAUGAGAGUCCUUCCAGCUUCUUUGCUGGUCGGAGCGGCCACUGCUGCCGUCUCCUCUCCCUUCCAGCAGGUUCUCGGAGAUGUCAAGUCGAACAUCAAGUCGACCGUCGAGAGCUCCUCCGAGCCCCUGCACGCUUUCAAGGAGCAGCUGAAGACUCUUUCCGAGGAUGCUCGUAGACUCUGGGAGGAAGUUGCCAGCAGCUUCCCCGAGAGCAUGGACCAGAACCCUCUCUUCUCUCUGCCCAAGAAGCACAACCGUCGUCCCGACUCUCACUGGGACCACGUUGUUCGUGGUGCUGAUGUCCAGGACGUCUGGGUCACCGGCGCCAACGGCGAGAAGGAGCGGGAGAUCGAUGGCCGUUUGGAAGCCUACGAUCUCAGGGUCAAGAAGACCGACCCUAGCUCCCUCAACAUUGACCCGAACGUCAAGCAAUAUACCGGUUAUCUUGAUGAUAACGAGAAUGAUAAGCACCUGUUCUACUGGUUCUUCGAAUCUCGCAACGAUCCCGCCAACGAUCCCGUUGUCUUGUGGUUGAACGGAGGCCCUGGGUGCUCGUCUCUGACCGGUCUCUUUAUGGAGCUUGGACCCAGCAGCAUUAAUGAGAACAUCAAGCCCAUCUACAAUGAUUUCUCUUGGAACUCCAACGCCUCUGUCAUCUUCCUUGAUCAGCCCGUCAACGUUGGUUACUCCUACAGUGGCUCUGCUGUUAGUGACACUGUUGCUGCUGGCAAGGACGUCUAUGCUCUGCUUUCUCUCUUCUUCAAGCAGUUCCCCGAGUAUGCCAAGCAAGACUUCCACAUUGCUGGCGAGUCUUAUGCUGGUCACUACAUCCCUGUCUUUGCCUCUGAGAUCCUUUCUCACAAGAAGCGCAACAUCAACCUCAAGUCUGUGCUGAUUGGCAACGGUCUCACCGAUGGCUUGACCCAGUACGAGUACUACCGGCCCAUGGCUUGCGGUGACGGAGGUUACCCUGCUGUUCUGGAUAAAGCUUCCUGCCAGUCCAUGGACAACGCCCUGCCCCGCUGUCUGUCCAUGAUUGAGUCCUGCUACAGCUCUGAGAGCUCCUGGGUCUGCGUGCCUGCCUCGAUUUACUGCAACAACGCUCUCCUGGCACCUUACCAGCGUACCGGACAGAAUGUCUACGAUGUCCGUGGCAAGUGCGAGGACGACUCCAACCUCUGCUACAAGGGUCUGGGGUACGUCAGCGACUACUUGAACAAGCCCGAAGUCAUCGAGGCUGUCGGUGCUGAGGUUGGCGGCUAUGACUCCUGCAACUUCGACAUCAACCGUAACUUCCUCUUCCACGGUGACUGGAUGAAGCCCUACCACCGUCUGGUUCCGGGUCUGCUCGAGCAGAUCCCCGUCUUGAUUUAUGCCGGUGACGCCGACUUCAUCUGCAACUGGCUUGGCAACAAGGCCUGGACCGAGGCUCUCGAGUGGCCCGGCCAGAAGGAGUACGCCGCUCUCCCCUUGGAAGAUCUCAAGAUCGUCGACAACGAGCACAAGGGCAAGAAGGUGGGACAGGUCAAGUCCCACGGCAACUUCACCUUCAUGCGCCUCUACGGCGGUGGCCACAUGGUUCCCAUGGACCAGCCCGAGUCCAGCCUGGAGUUCUUCAACCGCUGGUUGGGCGGUGAAUGGUUCUAGAUCGGACCUGCUGCUGCUGCUACUGCUGCUCUUUGAUAUAAGUUACAUACUUGCAUUUU
Molecule: messenger RNA, 1910 nt
Organism: Aspergillus uvarum CBS 121591
Lineage: Eukaryota; Fungi; Ascomycota; Eurotiomycetes; Eurotiales; Aspergillaceae
Gene: cp3
Product: carboxypeptidase C PRC1
Exons: 3
Coding region: 205-1851 (548 amino acids)
Biological process (GO): proteolysis
Cellular component (GO): fungal-type vacuole
Molecular function (GO): serine-type carboxypeptidase activity
Source: RefSeq, a predicted model, not a curated record